CACAAGGCAUUUCGGUCUACGUCAUAAAUCUGCGCAGAGCUGAGGUGGCUUUAGAGCGGAGGUUGUUUUCCCGGCGGCUCACCUGAAUUCCCCGCUGCUGCUCUCAACAUGACUAAACUUCUGGAGUGGCUGCUCGGCGUGUCCCUGGUGUUAGCGGCUUGGGCUGUGGUGUCUUUCGACCUGUUGGAGCAGAGGCUGCCGCAGAGCUACCGAGAGGCGGCCUGGCCGAUGCCCCUGUACCUGCUGGUGUCUUUCGGCUGUUACUCCCUGGGCACGGUGGGGUACCGAGUGGCCACCUUCAAUGACUGUGAUGAGGCGUCCGCCGAGCUGCUGGGGCAGAUACAGGAAGCCAAACAGGACUUGAGGAAAAAGGGCUUAAAGAUAUAGAGCUUCUAAAGGACUAUGUAGACGUUUUUGAGAGACUGAAAGGGAUGCACGGACUACUUUUACUAACAACAUAGUGAAUACAGAACACAUUGUUGUUUAGGAUGUGUUGGAUGAAACUUUGAACUUGUACACUCUUUUUUUGUUUACAGCAGACAUUGAAUAAUCAUCUAUCACAAUAACCAUUUAUGCAGCAGUGUUUGUGAUUUUUCAGUGUCAUCUCUUACAGAUUAAAUACUGAUCAGAUGGUCUUCUGGAAAUGAGAAAUAAACAGCCUGAUACCUACUUGUAUGAAGCAACAUAUUAUUUAACAACACCAUAUUCUGUUUGGGUCCUUUAACAGCAGGUGGUUUUACUGAUGAACACAUCUCAAACCAGAUAAAACAAGCACAAUUGUGAUAGGUGCUGUGUUUGGUUAAUAACUACACAUGGUUAAACACCCCUGAAAAUCACUGCUCUGCUUAAGUUUCAUCUGUAACAAGUUGCCCAUCAUUGAAAUGCUAACAAAUGAAACCAAACAAUGGGACAAUCUCACUUAAGACCAUGGGGAAUGUUCAGACGCUUCAAUUUGUAUCAUGACUACACAGUGGGGACCGUGUGUGUGUGGCUUUUCUGUAUAGACGCACUAGAUUUUAUCUGUGAAAAAGUGUACAUUCCAUUGUGCAAUUUCAGAUGCUAUAACUGGAACAAAAUUAAAAUUGAGUCUAUUUUUCUUCA
Messenger RNA from Gymnodraco acuticeps, 1101 nucleotides. It is a transcript of the gene dpm3, whose product is annotated as dolichyl-phosphate mannosyltransferase subunit 3, regulatory. The transcript has 2 exons. Bases 109 to 387 code for a protein of 92 amino acids. Gene Ontology annotation, biological process: GPI anchor biosynthetic process. Gene Ontology annotation, cellular component: dolichol-phosphate-mannose synthase complex; endoplasmic reticulum membrane. Lineage: Eukaryota; Metazoa; Chordata; Actinopteri; Perciformes; Bathydraconidae. The record is from RefSeq and is a predicted model, not a curated record.